Messenger RNA from Lagopus leucura (white-tailed ptarmigan), 1655 nucleotides. It is a transcript of the gene MAP2K5, whose product is annotated as mitogen-activated protein kinase kinase 5. Gene Ontology annotation, biological process: protein phosphorylation. The transcript is spliced from 22 exons. Lineage: Eukaryota; Metazoa; Chordata; Aves; Galliformes; Phasianidae. Gene Ontology annotation, molecular function: protein kinase activity; protein binding; ATP binding. Bases 52 to 1401 code for a protein of 449 amino acids. The record is from RefSeq and is a predicted model, not a curated record.
CCCCGCAGGGCAGCCCGCGGCCCCGCAGCAUGUGAGCCCGGCGGGGCGGGGAUGCUCUGGCUGCUCUGCGGCCCCUCCCGCGCCAUGGAGAGCCACCAGGUGCUGGUGAUCCGCAUCAAGAUCCCCGACGGCGGGGCCGUGGACUGGACCGUGCACUCGGCGCCCCAACUUCUCUUCAGGGACGUGCUGGAUGUCAUCGGUCAAGUUCUGCCAGAUGCAACGACAACAGCGUUUGAGUAUGAAGAUGAGGACGGAGAUCGGAUUACUGUCAGAAGCGAUGAAGAAAUGAAGGCCAUGCUGUCCUAUUAUUACUCCACUGUAAUGGAACAGCAAGUAAAUGGACAGUUAAUAGAGCCUCUCCAGAUAUAUCCAAGAGCCUGCAAGCCUCCUGGGAAACGGAACAUACAUGGCCUGAAGGUAAAUACACGAGCAGGGUCUGCUAAUAAUAGCAGCUCCGCAGUCUCGGAUUCCCUUCCAAGCAAUAGCUUAAAGAAGUCUUCUGCAGAGCUGAAGAAGAUACUUGCUAACGGACAGAUGAAUGAACAAGACAUACGGUAUCGAGACAUCCUCGGUCAUGGCAAUGGAGGCACGGUCUACAAGGCAUACCAUGUCCCUAGUGGAAAAAUCCUGGCAGUAAAGGUCAUACCCUUGGAUAUAACGCUAGAGCUCCAGAAACAGAUCAUGUCAGAGUUGGAGAUUCUCUAUAAGUGCGACUCGUCGUAUAUCAUAGGAUUUUAUGGGGCUUUUUUUGUAGAAAACAGAAUCUCUUUGUGUACAGAGUUCAUGGAUGGGGGUUCUUUGGAUGUUUAUAGAAAAAUUCCAGAGCACGUACUGGGAAGAAUAGCAGUAGCUGUUGUGAAAGGCCUUACGUAUUUAUGGAGUCUAAAGAUUUUGCACAGAGACGUGAAGCCGUCCAACAUGCUGGUGAACACACGAGGGCAGGUGAAGCUGUGUGACUUCGGGGUGAGCACCCAGCUGGUGAAUUCUAUAGCCAAGACGUAUGUCGGAACAAAUGCUUACAUGGCGCCGGAACGGAUUUCAGGAGAACAAUACGGGAUCCAUUCGGACGUUUGGAGUUUAGGGAUUUCCUUCAUGGAGCUUGCUCUUGGGAGGUUUCCAUAUCCUCAGAUUCAGAAAAACCAGGGAUCUUUAAUGCCUCUCCAGUUAUUGCAGUGCAUUGUUGAUGAGGAGUCGCCCGUCCUUCCAGCCGGGGAGUUCUCGGAGCCAUUUGUACACUUCAUCACUCAAUGUAUGAAAAAGCAACCUAAGGAAAGACCAGCACCUGAAGAUUUAAUGGGCCACCCGUUCAUCGUGCAGUACAACGACGGCCAUGCAGAGGUGGUUUCCAUGUGGGUGUGCAGGACGUUGGAGGAGCGGCGCUCGGCGCAGGGCGCACCGUGAGCUGCUGGGUCGUGGGACAGAGCUUUGGGCUCCCCCCAUCCGGGUCAUAUUGUGCUAAAAAGCAACACAAUCUUUUGGGAUGUUGGUUGUUGCCUUCCUCCCUCCCGCGCAGACACGUUAAGGAAUUCCCUUCACACGUUUCUCUCAUUUAAUGUCCUCAAAUUAAUCUUCAGUUAAACUGUACACAGCCUUAAAGCGAGUAUUUUAUAUCUCUAUUUUUUUUUUUUGUUAUUGAAUGUAUUGUAUAUUUCAUG